AUGAUGGUGGAUUGCCAGAGCUCCACGCAGGAGAUCGGUGAGGAGCUGGUCAACGGCGUUGUCUACUCCAUCUCGCUGCGCAAGGUGCAGGUGCCGCCGGCGGCCGGCAAGGGCCCACGCCGGCUCGGGGGUGAAAACGAGUCGGCCCUGAGCCUGUACGAGACCUGCAAGGUGCGCGCGGUGAAGGCGGGCACGCUGGAGAAGCUGGUGGAGCACCUGGUGCCCGCCUUCCAGGGCAGCGACCUGUCCUACGUCACCAUCUUCCUGUGCACCUACCGCACCUUCACCACCACCCAGCAGGUCCUGGACCUGCUCUUCAAACGAUACGGAUGCAUCCUCCCCUACGCCCAGGAGGACGGCGGGUCCCAGGAGCGCCUGAGGAACGCCAUCUCCUCCAUCCUGGGCACCUGGCUGGACCAGUACUCGGAGGACUUCAACCAGCCACCGGGCUUCCCCUGCCUCAAGCAGCUGGUGGCCUACGUGCAGCUCAACAUGCCGGGCUCGGACCUGGAGCGCCGCGCGCACCUGCUCCUGGCCCAGCUGGAGAGCGCGGAGCCCGCCGAGGCCGAGCUGGAGGCCCCAUCGCCUGCUCCAGCCCCAUCGCCAGCUCCAGCCCCAUCGCCAGCCCCAUCGCCAGCCCCAGCCCCAUCGCCAGCUCCAGCCCCAUCGCCAGCCCCUUCGCCACCUUCAGCUCCAGCACCUGCUCCAGCGCCUGCUCCAGCGCCAGCGCCAGCGCCCAGUCCGGCGCCCGCUCUGGUGCUCAGCCCGGUGCUGGCCUCAGAGCAGGAGCUCGUGCCGGCUGGAGAGCCUGAGUCCGCCCGCCAGCCAGCUCCAGAGCGAGAGCCAGCCCCGGGACCCACUCCCACAGCCGCCCCGGAGCCGGAGCCCCCCUGGCCUUCGCCGGUGGCUGCGGAGAACGGGCUGCGUGAGGAGAGGCCUCACCUCCUGGCGUUCCCUCCCGACCUGGUGGCCGAGCAGUUCACCCUGAUGGACGCGGAGCUGUUCAAGAAGGUGGUGCCCUACCACUGCCUGGGCUCCAUCUGGUCCCAGCGCGACAAGAAGGGCAGAGAGCACCUGGCCCCCACCGUGCGGGCCACCGUCAGCCAGUUCAACAGCGUGGCCAACUGCGUCAUCACCACCUGCCUGGGGGGCCGCAGCGCCUCGGCCCGGGCCCGGGCCCGGGUGCUGGAGCACUGGAUCGAGGUGGCCAGGGAGUGCCGGGUCCUCAAGAACUUCUCGUCCCUCUACGCCAUCCUCUCCGCGCUGCAGAGCAACUCCAUCCACCGGCUGAAGAAGACAUGGGAGGAGGUGUCCAGGGACAGCGUGCGGGUCUUCCAGAAGCUGUCGGAGAUCUUCUCGGACGAGAACAACUACUCGCUGAGCCGAGAGCUGCUGGUCAAGGAGGGCACCUCCAAGUUUGCCACGCUGGAGAUGAACCCCAAGAGGGCCCAGAAGCGGCCGAAGGAGACGGGUGUCAUCCAGGGCACCAUUCCCUACCUGGGCACCUUCCUCACGGACCUGGUGAUGCUGGACACGGCCAUGAAGGACUACCUGUAUGGGAGACUGAUCAACUUCGAGAAGAGGAGGAAGGAAUUCGAAGUGAUCGCCCAGAUCAAGCUGCUGCAGUCCGCCUGCAACAACUACAGCAUCGAGCCCGAGGGCCAGUUCGGGGCCUGGUUCCGGGCCGUGGCGCGACUCAGCGAGGCCGAGAGCUACAGCCUGUCCUGUGAGCUGGAGCCCCCCUCCGAGUCGGCCAGCAACACCCUGAAGGCCAGGAAGAGCACGGCCAUCGUCAAGCGCUGGAGCGACCGCCAGGCCCCCAGCACGGAGCUGAGCACCGGCGGCAGCUCGCACUCCAAGUCCUGCGACCAGCUCCGGUGCAGCCCCUACCUCGGCGGCGGGGACAUGGCCGACAAGCUCAGCGUGCACUCGGCCGGCUCCUCCAGCUCCGACGUGGAGGAGAUCACCAUGAGCUUCGUCCCGGAGUCCCCCGACGGCCAGGAGAAGAAGUUCUGGGAGGCGGCCAUGCAGUCGUCCCCGGAGACCUCCGGCAUCAGCUCGGCGUCCAGCAGCGCCUCCUCCUCCUCGGCCUCCACCACGCCCGUGGCCAGCGCCCGCGCCCACAAGCGCUCCGUCUCGGGGGUCAGCGGCCACGGCGCCUCGCUGCCGCUCUACAACCAGCAGGUGGGCGACUGCUGCAUCAUCCGGGUCAGCCUGGACGUGGACAACGGCAACAUGUACAAGAGCGUCCUGGUGACCAGCCAGGACAAGGCCCCGGCCGUCAUCCGCAAGGCCAUGGACAAGCACCACCUGGACGAGGAGCAGCCGGAGCACUACGAGCUGGUGCAGGUCAUCUCGGACGAGAGAAAGCUGAAGAUCCCGGACAACGCCAACGUGUUCUACGCCAUGAACUCCACCGCCAACUACGACUUUGUCCUGAAGAGGCGGGCCUUCGCCAAGGGGGCCAAGGUCCGGCACGGCGCCAGCUCCACGCUGCCCCGUGUGAAGCAGAAGGGGCUCCGCCUUGCCAAGGGCAUCUUCUAG
This is a messenger RNA of Pipistrellus nathusii (Nathusius's pipistrelle), 2544 nucleotides long. The record is from the annotation of a GenBank genome assembly. NCBI's taxonomy places the organism in Eukaryota, Metazoa, Chordata, Mammalia, Chiroptera, Vespertilionidae.